Strongylus vulgaris is the source of this 486-nucleotide messenger RNA. Lineage: Eukaryota; Metazoa; Nematoda; Chromadorea; Rhabditida; Strongylidae. The record is from the annotation of a GenBank genome assembly.
UCCAAGCCGAAUAAGAAGAUCACCAGCCGUUUGACAUGGUGUCACAAUAGCCUUCUGCCCAUCGUCAUGCGACAUUGCCUCGCAGCUAGCCAUUUUACUGUUGUUGAUGAGUCUCUGUUCUAUGUUGGCUAUUGGGGAAGGCAUUUGAAAAGCAGUCAAUAUCGCUCCUUAAAGCCGCACCAGAAAGUAAAUCACUAUCCUGGAGCAUUUCAUAUUGGACGAAAGGACCGUUUAUGGAUGCACAUUGAAAAGCAGCAGCGUCGACUCGGCGAAAAUGUUUAUGGCAUCAUGCCAAAAACGUAUCUUUUGCCAAAGGAUUAUGAACACAUGCGUAACUAUCUGACUGCUUCGCCUUCAAACCACGUGAUCAUCAAGCCGGUGAAUUUUUCAUUUCUUUUUUUUUUCUUUGCCACAGUAACCUUCACAAAGUACUUUUGCUAUCUUAUUUUUUCAUUCAGUAUUCACUUGUUGAAUUGGGCUGCUUAG